This is a messenger RNA of Nymphaea colorata (pocket water lily), 1596 nucleotides long. Its product is annotated as peroxidase 21-like. The transcript has 4 exons. The record is from RefSeq and is a predicted model, not a curated record. Gene Ontology annotation, molecular function: peroxidase activity; heme binding. The coding region runs from base 435 to 1439 and encodes 334 amino acids. Gene Ontology annotation, biological process: response to oxidative stress; hydrogen peroxide catabolic process. Lineage: Eukaryota; Viridiplantae; Streptophyta; Magnoliopsida; Nymphaeales; Nymphaeaceae.
UAACUGGCCUCACUCUCUCCCUCUUUCUCUCGUUGGAGCACUGGAACCAGCACGAUAUUCUUCAAUAAGAAUGGACCAAUCUCACAGAAGUAGUUGAACUGCACAAUACUCGUGUUUUCCACUCCCCACCUUCUAAAAGUUGAAAAGAUAAGUUACCUAGACUACCACGUUCCUCUCCUUUCCUUCACUUUUUUGCUUUAAGAAAAUGCAGUUACCUACACCACCAUCUCUGUGGGCGGGGCUAUGCAGCAAAACUACAUUGACAUUGCCGAUCGAGUCAUCGCUAUGAGUAUCAUCGUGCAAUUUUCUCCAGCAAUUUUUUUUCUGGUGCAUCACCUUUUUGUAAGAUUAUAAAUAGCAGGAACAUGAGAGGAAGCUAGAGAAGCAGGUGAUCAAAUGAAAAAAUUCUAGUUUGUGUGGUUGGUACGUCGCCAAUGGCGGUUUCUGCUUACUCGACCUUGUCCGUGACAAGGUCUUUAACUCUGUUGGUCGUCGUCCUCUCCGGGCUUCUUGCCUCUGCUUCCUCCGGCGAAGAUCUGCUUCGCCUCAACUACUACGCAGAGAGUUGCCCGAGGGCGGAAGAGAUAAUCAGGGAUCAAGUCGAUAAGCUGUAUCAAGAGCACGGGAACACGGCCGUCUCGUGGCUCAGGAAUCUUUUCCACGACUGCAUGGUCGAGUCUUGUGAUGCAUCCCUUCUGCUCGAAACCAGCGGCAGCAUGAUCACCGAGAAGAACUCGUUCCGGAACUUUGGAAUGAGGAAUUUCAAGUAUGUUGAUGCCAUGAAGCAGGCUGUAGAGAGCGAGUGCCCUGGCGUUGUGUCAUGCGCAGAUGUUAUUGCUCUUUCUGCAAGAGAUGGACUGGUCAAGCUGGGAGGGCCAUAUGUCGCCAUGAAAACAGGGAGACGAGACAGCAAAGUCAGCCAUUUCUCUGUGGUGGAAGAGCAACUUCCUAAUCACAAUGACUCCUUGGAGUUGGUCACCUUGCGCUUCCAAUCCAUCGGAGUGGACGUGGAAGGAAUGGUGGCUCUUCUAGGAGCUCACUCUGUUGGAAGAAUACAUUGCGUGAAUCUGGUGAACAGACUCUACCCUGAAAUUGAUCCGACCAUAGAUGCCGAGUACGGGCAGUACCUGAGGAGGAGGUGCCCAUCACCUGAUCCUGAUCCCAAGGCGGUGGCGUAUUCCAGGAAUGAUCGAGAAACCCCCAUGGUUGUGGACAACAUGUACUACCAGAAUCUGCUGGCCAACAAGGGGCUUUUGCUGGUUGAUCAGCAGCUAAUCUAUAAUAAAGAGUCAUUGCAGUAUGUGCAGAAGAUGGCAAUGGACAACAACUAUUUCAGAGAGCAGUUCUCCAGGGCAUUGCUCAUCCUGUCUGAGUACAACCCACUUACUGGAGACCAAGGUGAAGUGAGAAAGAACUGCAGAUAUGUAAACCAAAACUAGUUCAGGCAUAAAUUAGAAGAAGAGAAAUUCAUGUGCCUCUUCCGAAGCUCGAACUUGCAUUUUAACUGAAAAUCUGUAUGUUGGCCAUUACUCAGCACGUACCUGGGCCUUUUGUUUUGAUUGUUUUCAGAACAAGGUGACAACAAAUUUCCUAGUA